AUGGCUUUGUCCUACCAGCAGACCAAGCUCAUCAGAGGCACCAUUCCUGCCCUGACUGACCAUGGAGAGCGCAUCACCACCAUCUUCUACCGCAACAUGCUUCGUGAUCACCCCGAGCUCAACGACUACUUCAACACAGUCAAUCAAGCAAACGGCCGCCAACCCCGUGCCCUUACCGCUGUUAUCCUCAGCUACGCCAACAACAUCAACCACAUCACAGAGCUUAUCCCAAAGAUGGAGCGCAUGUGCCACAAGCACUGCUCUCUAGGCAUCAAGCCAGAACAUUAUGCUAUAGUCGAGAAGUAUCUCAUUGCAGCCUUUGCAGAGGUCCUCGGCCCCACCAUGACCACUCAGAUCAGAGAGGCGUGGACAAAGGCCUACUGGAUGCUUGCAAAGAUGCUCAUCGGUCGUGAGGCUCAGCUCUACCGGGACUUUGGUAAGUGGCAGGGCUAUCGAAAGUUCCGCAUCGAGAAGAAGGUUGAAGAAUCGGACGACAUCUACUCCUUCUACCUCGUUCCUGUCGAUGGCAAGCGCCUCCCUUCCUUCCAGCCUGGCCAAUAUGUCUCUGUUCAGAUCCCCAUCGUCGACAAGGGAUAUGUUCAGUCUCGCCAAUAUUCUCUGAGCGAUGCUCCCCGGCCUGACUAUUACCGCGUUACUGUUAAGAGAGACGAGGGUAUCCACAUGACCCGUAGCGGUCGAUAUCUUGGCGGCGAUGCCCUCAACCCCGGUGUCGUCUCAAACCUCCUCAUCGAUAUGAAGGAUGAAGGCGACGUCGUUGAGCUGGCUCACCCUGCCGGCGAAUUCUACCUCGACAUGUCCAACACAUCCAACGUCCCCAUCGUUCUCAUUUCGGCCGGCGUCGGUGUCACUCCUAUGAUGUCCAUCCUCAACACCGUUUCCGAACGCCAGCCUCACCGUCCCGUCUCCUGGAUUCACGGCUCUCGACGCUCCGUCCCCUUCUACGACCAGGUCCGCCGCAUUGCUCGCAACCGUUCCAACUUCCGCACAAACAUUUUCAAGACUCACCUUGCCGAAUCCGACAUCUUUGGUGUCACGUACGACCACGACUUCCGCAUGGACUUGGCCAAGGUCUCCAAAGAUGACCUUUACCUGUGCCACAGCUCCACCGAGUACUAUAUUUGCGGUCCUGAGCAAUUCAUGCUUGAGAUGGCCGAGUACCUCAAGGCCCAAAAGGUUGAUGCCAGCCGCAUGCACUUUGAACUCUUCAGCACUGGCGACAUGGAGUUCAAGGUUGAUAACCUGAGCAUUUCUUCUGCCUCCAAGAGCCCAUCGAUCGCCAGCGCUGAGCAAAGAUGUCCCAGCACUGGAGCUGUGUCUGCCGAUGGCGCUACCUGCCCAUUCUCAGCGGUAUAG
Molecule: messenger RNA, 1374 nt
Organism: Fusarium pseudograminearum CS3096
Lineage: Eukaryota; Fungi; Ascomycota; Sordariomycetes; Hypocreales; Nectriaceae
Exons: 1
Coding region: 1-1374 (457 amino acids)
Biological process (GO): nitric oxide catabolic process; cellular response to nitrosative stress
Cellular component (GO): intracellular anatomical structure
Molecular function (GO): heme binding; FAD binding; nitric oxide dioxygenase [NAD(P)H] activity
Source: RefSeq, a predicted model, not a curated record